Echinops telfairi (small Madagascar hedgehog) is the source of this 2863-nucleotide messenger RNA. RefSeq names its product DDB1 and CUL4 associated factor 11 (gene DCAF11). Gene Ontology annotation, biological process: proteasome-mediated ubiquitin-dependent protein catabolic process. NCBI's taxonomy places the organism in Eukaryota, Metazoa, Chordata, Mammalia, Afrosoricida, Tenrecidae. Gene Ontology annotation, molecular function: protein binding. The transcript is spliced from 14 exons. The record is from RefSeq and is a predicted model, not a curated record. Gene Ontology annotation, cellular component: Cul4-RING E3 ubiquitin ligase complex. The coding region runs from base 465 to 2108 and encodes 547 amino acids.
UCAAGAGAGCGCUCUGAUUGGUCGAUAAGGGAGGCGUCGGGGGUCCCUGAGUCCUAAGGCUCUUGAUUGGCUAGAUGAGAUAAGCUUGUGAGACACUUACUUCCGAAAGAGGUUUGAUUGGUGGGCCAGGGAGGUUACCCGAGACUCCACCUUCCCCAGGGACUUUGAUAGGUGAGUUUAGGAUAGAAAGCAGAAAUUGUUCCUCAAAGGGUUUUUAACUGACCAGUCAGUGCACUUUCUUUCCUUCACAGGAUUAAGGAAGGUUUGUGUACCUAAAGCCUUUGGAAUUGUUAACUGGCUAACAAAGGGCUCUUAGUCCCUAGGCCGGGGUCACUCUCCUAGAGCUAGCCACCGCCCCCUCUCAGGGGAUCCUGAUAUUUCUAGAACAGGUUUUGCUUUCCCUAAACCCAAGCAGUUGACAGGAAGAGUCCCUGCACAGGUCCUAAGGAUGCUGUGAGCAGAAGAUGGGAUCACGGAACAGCAACAGUGCAGGAUCCGGGUCCGGAAACCCCUCUGAGGGCUUGCCCCGCAGAGGGGCUGGCCUGCGACAGAGUGAGGAAGAGGAGGAUGAAGAUGUGGAUCUGGCCCAGGUACUGGCCUAUCUCCUCCGCAGAGGCCAAGUGAGGUUGAUGCAGGGUGGAAGUGCAGCAAAUUUACAACUCAUCCAGGCCCUCUCUGACUCGGAGGACGAACCUGACAGUUUCUGGAAUGGUCACCUGGGGGCCCGAUGCAACCCACCCGUGAUCACAUUGGAUGUAAACCCUGACACCCGGGAGCUGGAAUGCAAUGAGAUCAAGACACAAGUGGAAUUGGCCACGGGACGACUGGGACUUAGGCGGGCAGCCCCGGAGCUCAGCUUUCCUCGGAUGCUGCACCAGAGAGAACGCGGCCUCUGCCACCAGGGAAGCUUCUCUCUCGGAGAGCAGUCUCGAGUGAUGUCGCACUUUUUCCCCAACUAUUUGGGCUUCACUGAUACCUACACUCAGAAGGUUUUCUGUGGCAUUUACAGCAAAGAUGGUCAGAUCUUCAUGUCUGCUUGCCAAGACCAGACAAUCCGCCUGUACGACUGCCGGUAUGGCCGCUUCCACAAAUUCAAGAGCAUCAAGGCCCGGGAUGUAGGCUGGAGCAUUCUGGAUGUGGCCUUCACGCCUGAUGGGAACCACUUCCUCUACUCCAGCUGGUCUGACUACAUUCACAUCUGCAGCAUCUACGGGGAGGGAGACACACACACCGCCCUGGAUCUAAGGCCGGAUGAUCGUAGCUUUGCUGUCUUCUCCAUUGCCGUCUCCUCGGAUGGACGGGAAGUGCUCGGAGGGGCCAACGACGGCUGCCUCUAUGUCUUUGACCGAGAACAGAACCGACGUACCCUUCAGAUUGAGUCCCAUGAGGAUGAUGUGAAUGCGGUGGCCUUUGCCGACAUUAGCUCCCAGAUCCUGUUCUCUGGGGGAGAUGAUGCUAUCUGCAAAGUGUGGGAUCGACGCACCAUGCGAGAAGAUGACCCCAAGCCUGUGGGCGCACUGGCCGGACACCAGGACGGCAUCACCUUCAUUGACAGCAAGGGCGAUGCCCGGUAUCUCAUCUCCAACUCCAAAGACCAGACUAUCAAGCUCUGGGACAUCCGGCGCUUUUCCAGCCGGGAAGGCAUGGAAGCCUCUCGCCAAGCUGCCACACAACAAAACUGGGACUACCGCUGGCAGCAGGUGCCCCAAAGAGUCUGGCAGAAGCUGAAGCUGCCAGGAGACAGUUCGCUGAUGACCUACCGGGGCCACGGGGUGCUGCACACCCUCAUCCGCUGCCGGUUCUCCCCCGCUCACAGCACCGGGCAGCAGUUCAUCUACAGCGGCUGCUCCACUGGCAGAGUGGUUGUAUACGACCUGCUCACCGGCCGCGUAGUGAAGAAGCUCACCCACCACAAGGCCUGCGUGCGCGACAUCAGCUGGCACCCCUUUGAGGAGAAGAUCGUCAGCAGUUCGUGGGACAGGAACCUGCGUCUGUGGCAGUACCGCCAAGCUGAGUACUUUGAGGAUGACAUGCCAGAGUCCAGAGAAGGCCCCCGGGCCCCUCCGCCAGCACCCCCCCCCUCCAUGGCCUCUUCCUCUCCUCAGUAGAGCUGACCUCCAGCCUCCUGUGUGGGUGAGCCUCUUGACAAGCUCUCUGCCUCCUCCUCCCCCCUUUCUCCCUUCUGGGGGAUAUUUGGAGGAACUGCUGGUAUUGGACUGGGAGAAACAAGCCCAGGCUUCUGGGCUCACCGCUGAGCCCUGGUGGGGUCCGCCCCUCAGGACAGAGUGGCCUCUUCUCACGCCAAGCGCGCACAUGCACACACAUGCGCACACGCACACGUACACACACACACACACACACACACACACACACAUUGGUUUGGGUCCCUAUCUCUGGCCAGGCUCUGGCAGGACUGCCAGCCCAGAUGUUUUGAAUCCUGUGUGGAUGCUAGGUGUUGGCUCAUAGAGUAGUAUGCCUGAGGCCAGAAGUGGCAUGACCAUUCAAUGCCCUCAAGUUGAGGAUUAGACUGGCCAGUCACGUGACUGGGCAUCCUGGCCUCUGUUCCUGCGGCGGUCUUGAUGGCUAGAAUUCUAGCCCUUUGGUGGGGAAGGGGGUUUUCUCAGCACCUUCCUGGGGUGGCAGUGAUGUCUUCGCUCCCCUGUCUGGGUCUUUGAGGUGGGAUAGGCAGGGCCAUGAAAGGCAGGAGCUUCCAAAAGCUCCGUGAGGCCUGCCCCAGUGCAGGCCUCCUCACCCGGGGCCCCGCCCUGCAGGAGGCAGCAGCUUCAAGGAGGAAGGUUGAGGUAGGGCUCCUUGGUCCGCUCACUGGCUUUGGCCCCCUCAAUAAACUCCCUGUGGGAACCUG